Paramecium primaurelia is the source of this 555-nucleotide messenger RNA. The record is from the annotation of a GenBank genome assembly. Lineage: Eukaryota; Ciliophora; Oligohymenophorea; Peniculida; Parameciidae.
AUGAAUUAUGAUGAUCCAUAAUUUACAUUAUUGAAUAUUGACGAUGAAUAUGAUCUUUUGAAUAAAAAUUAAACAAAUGGUUUAAAUCUUGAACCUUGGAAUGGGAAUUCUGAUAAAAUUUAUUUACCAAAGAAACAACUAAAAUUACCAAAACAUAUUAACUAUAAAAUAAAAACUCCAUCUAGAACAACUACUCAAUAACGCAGACGUUCUAUUGAAAGCAUUUAACCAUCUCAUUAAGAAAGCUGUCCAAAAAUAGAGAUGAAGACUCCUACUUAAUCGUUUUAGAUGACUAGUUUAUCUCCUAGAAAAAACUCUACUCAUUAAUAUAAACAAAGUUGUUUAAAAAUGAUGUUCAAAAAAUAAAUACAAUCUAAUUUAUUAACAUGGGCAGAUUAUUACAAACUUAUUUAAAGAAAUCAUAAUUAAUAAGUUGUUAAUUAUAAUCUUAUAGGUUAUAAUAUUUAACCAUUAAAAUUAGAGGAACGACAAAAUCUAUUCAAUAAAUUUAGAAUGAAAAUAAAAUAAAAUACUAAAAACAAAACUGAUUAUUGA